This is a messenger RNA of Aaosphaeria arxii CBS 175.79, 1495 nucleotides long. Its product is annotated as theronine dehydrogenase. Bases 145 to 1179 code for a protein of 344 amino acids. Gene Ontology annotation, molecular function: oxidoreductase activity; zinc ion binding. NCBI's taxonomy places the organism in Eukaryota, Fungi, Ascomycota, Dothideomycetes, Pleosporales. The transcript has 2 exons. The record is from RefSeq and is a predicted model, not a curated record.
GUUUUAGUAAAUCUGACCCCAAUCUCCUCACCCCAAUCUUCUCCAAUUAUAUCUAUGCAAUUAGCAGGGACUGUAUUGUAUCACACUUAUCAAUUUUUCUGCCUUCCGCCAUUGUGAGGAAACGUCUUGCUACGAACGCUCGCCAUGAAAGCGCUCACAUAUCAGGGCGCGAACAAUCCGCCACAGCUUUCAGCAGUCCCAGACCCAAAGCUGCAGAAUCCUAAGGAUGCAAUAGUUAGAAUGAAAUACUCCUCAAUCUGCGGCACUGACCUUCAUAUACUAAAAGGCGAUGUACCUACUAUUCCCGCAGGCCGAAUAUUGGGCCAUGAAGGCGUCGGCACGAUUGCAUCUGUUGGCGCUGGGGUACAGUCGUUCAAGGAAGGCGAUGAUGUGCUGAUAUCUUGCAUUUCUAGCUGCGGGACAUGCGACCACUGUAAGAGAGGGAUUUAUUCUCAUUGCGAGACGGGUGGUUGGUGCCUUGGAAAUAAGAUCGAUGGUACGCAAGCAGAAUACGUUCGGAUACCCAAUGCGGAAAACAGUCUGUACAAGGUCUCACCUGGCAAAGACGAAGAAGCAUUAGUUAUGCUUUCUGAUGCAUUCCCAACUGGAUUCGAAUGCGGUGUCCUAAAUGGAAAGAUUGUACCCGGAUCAUCUGUGGCAAUUGUCGGUGCCGGUCCAGUUGGCCUUACUGCUCUGAUCACUGCACAACUGUACUCUCCGAACAUAGUUGUCAUGAUCGAUGGCAAUGAAAACAGACUUGAGGUAGCCCAAAGGUUUGGAGCUACACACACCGCGAGCCCGUCCAAAGCAGUUGAUGUUGUGAAUGAAGCUACGUCAGGCAAAGGUUGCGACACUGUGAUAGAAGCGGUUGGUAUACCGUCUACCUUCUAUCAAUGCCAGGAACUGGUUGCAAUAGGCGGGACUAUUGCAAACAUUGGCGUCCAUGGCGCAAAGGCCUAUCUGCAUCUUGAAAAUCUUUGGGAUAGGAAUAUCACUAUUACAACGAAGCUAGUAGAUACUACGUCAACUUUGAUGUUGUUGAGGCUAUUAGCUAGGGGGAAAUUACCAGCCAUGGAUCUAAUUACGCAUCGAUUUAGAUUCGAUGAUGUAGUAGAGGCAUAUGCAACAGUCGAAAAAGCUUCUGAAGCAAAAGUGGUGAAGAUACUUAUUGAGAUGUAAAACAAAGGGAGAGGGAGGAAUAAGAACCCCAACACUCUCAGUCUACUAGGUAAUAGCUGAUUUGAUACAGAGAGGUGUGCUUUAAUGUCUAAUAGCCCAGUUGUUACUUGUUCGUUAGUUAUAAUCACUACCAAAUAUUUCGAAUUUAGUACUAUAAGUUAUCUCGAGGCAACUUAAACUUACCUUCCUGAUAUUGUAAUCCUGCUCUUUCACAAGCUAUAUCGAUAAUCUACCUACUAGUUGGCCGAAUCCUUUUACCAUUCAACGACACAUCUGCAGGGUACAACUAUGCCAGUGCAUUCCCUACUGAGUUGAC